AUGGAAGAAUGGCCUGAAUGGAUUCUCGAGAUUAUGAUUUCAAACUAUGAGUUGGGUUCAAGCAAACCAUCUGACGUGACAAGCCUAGGAGACAUAGAGGACCUUUUACAUAACUUCCUUAUCAAGGUUCUAGAGCAUUCAAUGCGUCAAAAGGAAGGAUGGAAGGAUAUUGAAGCAACAAUUCAUUAUGCAGACUGGCUCUCGAUUAUUGGUGGAUCUAGCAUAGGAGAAGCUGGCCACCAUGUCAUCAUCAAUCGGAACUGGAUGGGAUAA
Lathyrus sativus (Indian pea) is the source of this 273-nucleotide messenger RNA. The record is from the annotation of a GenBank genome assembly. NCBI's taxonomy places the organism in Eukaryota, Viridiplantae, Streptophyta, Magnoliopsida, Fabales, Fabaceae.